Messenger RNA from Apus apus (common swift), 1637 nucleotides. RefSeq names its product kelch domain containing 8B (gene KLHDC8B). The transcript has 6 exons. The coding region runs from base 167 to 1228 and encodes 353 amino acids. Lineage: Eukaryota; Metazoa; Chordata; Aves; Apodiformes; Apodidae. The record is from RefSeq and is a predicted model, not a curated record. Gene Ontology annotation, molecular function: protein binding.
AGCAGGGAUCGGUCCCUGCACCGCACCCGGCGGAGCGGCGAGGGGCCCGGCGGAGCGGCCGUCCAGGGGGAGGCGGUGGGCAGAACCGGGCCAGCGCCGAGCCAGGCCGGAUGGGUGGCACGGCAGGGCCGGGGCCCGGGGACCCCCGGGGCGGCUGAGCCGGCCCAUGGCGGCGGGCGCGGGUGCCUUUGCGUGGGCCGCCUUCCCCGCCAUGCCCACGCGGCGCGUGUAUUGCAGCGCCGUGCACCGCGACGGGCAGCUCUUCGUGCUGGGGGGCUGCGGGGGCAGCGGGCGAGCCCUGGGUGCAGCUGAGGUGCUCGACCUCCCGGCCCAGCGCUGGACCGCGCUCCCGCCGCUGCCCACGCCGCGGGCCGGUGCUGCCGCCCUUGCCCUGGGCAAGCAGAUCCUGGUGGUGGGCGGAGUGGAUGCUGCACAAAGCCCCCUCGCCUCCGUCGAGGUCUACCACGUGGAUGAGGGCAAGUGGGAGAAGAAGGCAGCCCUGGCUCAGCCCUCCAUGGGCAUCUCAGCUGUGCAGAGAGAUGGGGCUGUCUAUGCACUUGGGGGAAUGGGUGCGGACACCUCUCCCCAGGCACUGGUCCGUGUCUACGAGCCAGCAAAGGACCACUGGCAGCCCCUGCCCUCCAUGCCCACUCCCUGCUAUGGGGCCUCUGCCUUCCUGCAGGGCAACAAGAUCUUCGUCCUGGGGGGCCGGCAGGGCAAGUUGCCUGUCACAGCCUUCGAGGCCUUCGACCUGGAGACAAGGAGCUGGACACGCUACCCCAGCCUGCCCAGCCGCCGCGCCUUCGCUGCCUGUGCCAUGGCUGAUGGUGUUGUCUUCAGCCUGGGGGGGCUGCAGCAGCCAGGGCCCCACAACUUCUAUUCCCGUCCCCACUUUGUCAACACCGUGGAGAUGUUUGACCCCACACAGGGUGCGUGGAGCAAGCCGAGCCGUGCCAUCCGCAUGAGGGAGAAGAGAGCUGACUUUGUGGCUGGCUGCCUGGGAGGAAGAGUGGUGGCCGUGGGUGGCCUUGGGAACCAGUCCUGCCCGCUGGACUCGGUGGAAGGCUUCAGCCUCUCGCGGAAGAAGUGGGAGCCGCUGCCCCCCAUGCCCACUGGCCGCUGCUCCUGCUCCAGCUGCCCGGCGCCCAGCCUGCUCUUCGUCAUCGGGGGGGUGGCCCAGGGCCCCAGCGGAGCCGUCGAGGCUCUGUGCCUGCGCGAGGCACCCUGAGCGGGGCCCGGGGACCAGCCCUGGCCCAGCACCAAGUGCCUGAAGAUGGGGACAGGGUGUGAACGCACCCGUGAAUGGGUGACCCGACUCCAUGGAGCUGCCGUCUUGGACGCUAGAGCAGCAGUGGUUUCUCACCAUGUUUCAGAAACACCUCCCGGCUCUUGCACCACUGCGGCAGUGGAGCCUGGGGCAAAACCCAGCCUGGUGCAGGGCUGCAGCAGGCAGUGUGAAUGGAGCAGCGGCAGCAGGACUGUCGCUGGUGGCAGCGCUGCCCCGUCCUGCCCCGUCCUGCCGUGUGUGUAGCAGUGAGUGCUGUGUCGUCGUAGACCCAGUCGAUGUCUCAUGUAGCACAGAGGUGCCCUGUAGCUCAGUGCCUAGGAGGUGACGUAGCACCUCGAAUAAAUGGAAC